Molecule: messenger RNA, 3665 nt
Organism: Pseudo-nitzschia multistriata
Lineage: Eukaryota; Bacillariophyta; Bacillariophyceae; Bacillariales; Bacillariaceae
Source: the annotation of a GenBank genome assembly
CACUGACAGCAUUGUUUGCAAUCGAAAAUUGAUCGAUUGCUCCGUCAAUCGUUUGACUUUGUGAACAGUCGACUUCGGAUCGUACCCUGGAGUACACGAGUUUACCAAAUCAUUGCUGCUCCAAGUGGCCCUUCGUCGACAUUUUUUCUUGCACUCAUACCUGUUGUGAUUGUGACACAGUGACAUGAUGUUGAACAUCUCUAUGGUCUGGAUUCUUGUUGCGGUAUUCGCCAAAGCGAACUUGUUUCGGUGUGCUUUUGGUCAUCCAAUCGGGAACGCAAGCAUCGGAAGCAGCCACCCCAUGGAACCGUACUGCGUGCUUUUUCAAAAGGACAUCAAAUACGAAGAUGGUAGCGAGGAAUCAAUGUGGUGCUGCGAAAUCGAACACGCGUCAGCCCGGUUGUUUUCUGUAAACUCUAUAGUUUGCGAACUGGAUGGAGUUGAGCAGGAAUACAUCGAGCAGGCGAAGCCUGUCUCGGGCGAUUCUUACAUGAAGGCCGAAGGUGCUUCAAUCGUUCAGGUGUCCACGGGAGUGAAAAUCGUUUUCCCUGGUAAAAAAAACUCUGUAACCUUUGGGAAGCUUUCGGAAAGCGAAAGCGAGUCUGCACGMUACAGAAAAAGAAGGAAACUCGCUCCUGGUGACCCUACAGUUGGUGUCAGAGAAACUUUGGUKGUAAUGGUCGUAGAUGGUGCUGGUGUCACAAAUACGGAUUCUAUUUCACAGUUCAAAAAUGAUAUCUUUGAAGAUCCAGUGUGUUUGAAGACACAGUACGAAGCCUGUUCCAAGAACCAACUCAUUAUCCAACCCGCCAGCGUUGGCGAUGGUGGGGUAGUGGUGGUCAAGAUUGAYAUCGCCGUGGCCGGUUCGCCCCAUCAGGAAGUGGAAAAUGCUGUUGUGGCUGCAGCACAAGAAUCCUAUGGUGGUCCUUAUGGACUCGGCAGUCUGUACGAUUUAGUUCUGUUCUGUUUGCCACCGGGAGACGAAGGGUGGCUUGCAUAUGCAAUGAUCAAUGGCUAUCAAUCGUUUUACAACGAUUACUGGUGCCAGCGAGUGUCUGCUCAAAUGCAUGAAACAGGUCACAACCUCAAUUUGGGUCACAGUAGCUUGGGCGACGUUGAGUACGGUGAUACUUCGGACAUGAUGGGAUUUUCCUUUAACGAUGAUGACCAUCCCCAACAAUGCUUCAAUGCAGCCAAGAACUAUCAAUUGGGAUGGUACAAUAAUCAAAGAGCAUCGAUAGAUCCCCUCAACUUACCUGGUGGCCGCCAAACAUUCACCUUGACUGGYAUUGAUGAGUACCAGGCCACUGGAACUUCCGAUAAGCUUGUAACAUUGCGUCUUGAGAUGGAUGGAGACCUGCCAACUCCAGGGAAAGAUUAUUACAUUGGAUUCAACCUGGCCACUGGUCCCAAUGCUGGCACAACUGACGCUGUGAACAAAGUGGCUGUUAUGGAGAAACCAACUGGUGGUCCCAAUAAUAUUGGCGCCAGCAAUCGACUUGCCGCUCUUGAUGUUGGUGAAACCUAUGCAAUUGAAAACUUCAAAGGCUUGGAUGAUGAGGUCUACAUAAAAUACCUCUCCCGGUCAGGAAAUGAUGCAAUCAUUGAGAUAGUCAYCAGUACUACAGCAGCUCCUACUGGCACGCCAACAAGAAGUUGUGGUGGCAGCUUGGGAAGAUUUCAAUUCGAAAUUCAGUUGGAUUAUUGGGCCKCCGACAAUCCUUGGAGUUUGCGAGAAAAGGAUGGAGCUGUAAUUGCAUCUGCUACUUACACUUAUGGUCAUAAUUAUGAUGGUGAUGGUGACAAAAGAUACGUUUAUCCUGCCAAAGAURAUCACUAUUGCUUGACGCCAGGGUCUUGCUAUGAACUCCAGAUUGAGGAGCUCUCUGGUGAUAAUAUGUGCUGUGGUUACGGGGAAGGAUAUUACAAAGGAUUUCUUGAUACAAUAGAGAUCUUUGGGGGAGGUGAUGAUAUGCAAUUCAUGAACAUACACGAGUUCUGUGUCGACGAAGGUGCACCUGCACCUACGAUUGUUCCAAAUCCAAACCCCCCACCUCCCAUGGUAGCUCCGACACGGGUUCCUGUUACGCCUGCUCCGGUCCCACCUCCCACGGUAGCUCCGACACAGGUUCCCAUUACGCCUGCUCCGGUCCCGGCUCCAACAGUAGCUCCAACAAUAGCUCCGGUUACACCUGCUCCAGCACCACCUCCCACGGUAGCUCCAACAAUGAUUCUAGUUACGCCUGCUCCAAUUGCACCUCCAACGGUAGCUCCCACACAAGUUCCUGUUACGCCUGCUCCGGUUCCACCUCCCUCGGUAGCUCCGACACAGGUUCCUGUUACCCCUGCUCCGAUCAGUUGUGGUGACGCGUUUGGAAGAUUUCAAUUCGAAAUUCGGACCGAUUAUUGGGCCUCCGACAAUCCCUKGAGUUUGCGAGAAAAGGAUGGAGCCGUAAUUGCAUCUGCUACGUACAUUGCUGGUCCUUCUGGUGAUGGUGGCAAAAGAUAUGUUUAUCCUGCCGAAGAUGAUUACUAUUGCUUGACGCCAGGGUCUUGCUAUGAACUCCAGAUUGAGGAGCUCUGGGGCAAUAAUAUGUGCUGUGCUACUGGGGAAGGAUAUUACAAAGGAUUUCUUGAUAGCAUAGAGAUCUUUGGGGGAGGCGAUAAUAUGCAACUGAUGAAUACACACGAGUUCUGUAUCGAGGCAGGUGCACCUGCACCUGCACCUGCACCUACGAUUGUUCCAAAUCCAAACCCCCCACCUCCUCCGGUCCCUCCUCCCACAAUGCCUCCCAAAGAUCUUCCGGUUACGCCGGUCCCCCCACCCACGGCAGCUCCAACCAUGGCUCCGGUUCCGCCUCCCACGGUAGCCCCCACAAGGAUUCCGGUUGCGCCUGYGCCUGCUCCGGUCCCGCCUCCCACGGURGCUCCGACGCAGGAGUUUUUGGUUUCCACUCUUGCCCCCACCACCGCGAGCCCAACCCCCCCCACCGUUUCUUGCGUGGACGACGAGGCCUUUCGGUUUCGAAGCCAAAGGAARAAAUCCUGCAAGAGGUGGAUCGCAAAGUUUGCCACCCCCCUCACCAAAAAGAACAAGCGCAAGAUUCGAAAGCGGUGCCGCAAGAGGUACAAGGGAGAGAACGUSUACGAAUUAUGCCGGGCAAGCUGCGCCCUGGUCCGGCUGGGUCCCUGCGCCGCUUCUGCUGCGUCCGCUGUCGUGAUCUAGGGGAAGACGGAAGACGGAAACAAAAACAAACAAACAAGCAAACGAACAAACAAACAAACGACCCGACCGUGGGAGGUAUGGACGGAGAGCAAUCCGUGCGUUUGCCCCGUGCCGUGCCGUGUAGAUCGGUCGAACACCCGCACGCAGCGUGUUGCCCCCCGUCCGUUUCCGGGCGGYAGURGGAUAGKGUAUGGAACAGUACCGGUACCGUACGAGUUCGUACCCAUCGAAAAUGCUGCUUGGCACUUUCUGCGUUUGUUGGGUUUGCCAGUGGCAGCAGGUUCGUUCGGCACGAAUACGAGUAGUGUCCGCACAACCACUGCUGCUGUGUGUCGCUGCCGCUGCAGCUGUCGUCACGAUGCACGAUGCCUCGGUACUCCACUGCCGUGCUACUAGGCACAAGGCUGUAGCUAGCUGUAGCUCUAGGAAUAGUUGUGCU